UGGGAUGGUUUAGAGAUCUAGUAUACCAGAAGCUUUCCUGGACUUCUUGGAGGACACCUUUCAACAUAAGAAAGACAUAACUAAUUUAAUAUUCACACACCUGUACUUUUAACAUGGACCAAAGGAAUGCAGACCUGAAGAUUUGACCCUUCCAGAGGACAGAUGCCUAAAUAUUCAUACUGCACACUGGUCAGCCUCAGUAGCUAUGAAUGCCAGUUUUUAAUUCUUCUUUGAAGCAACGUUUUUAUAGGAGCACAUACAUAAUGAGUAUGAUUGAAGCAUGGUUAUGCAUGAAAACCUUGUUCCUUACACAAACACUUUGGAUUUUUCUGUCUUUUCCGGGACUCCCUCAGGCUGGGCAUCUGCACUACCACACUUCCAUAGAAGUGGUGAUUCCCAUGAAGGUAACUGAGAAAAGCAAAGAAAUGAACCUUCCAAACUGGAUCUCCUAUAGUUUUAAACUUGGAGGCCAGAGGCACAUCAUCCACAUGAAAAUCAAGAAUCUUUUUCUAACUAGGCACCUCCCAGUGUUUACCUACUCUGAGCAGGACACUCUGCUUGAAGAUUACCCUUUUGUACAGGAUGACUGCUACUAUGAUGGUUAUGUGGAGGGUGACUCAGAAUCAUUAGUUUCCCUCAGUACCUGUUUUGGAGGCUUUCAAGGACUAUUAGAGAUAAAUAACAUUGUUUAUGAAAUUAUGCCCAAGAGGUUUUCUACCAAAUUUGAACAUCUGUAUAGUAAUAGAACAGAAUCAAGGAGUUCCAGCCUUAUGCAAGAUAACAUAACAUGCCAAGUAGAGUUACAAAACAGUGGUAAUCCCACUCUCAAGCAGAGUAAUUUUGAAGGCUGGUGGACUCAUACUAGAGUUGUUGAAUUAGUAGUGGUGGUGGAUAAGACUCUAUAUGACCACUAUGGACAUAAUUACACAAUAAUGCUGUCAGAUCUAUAUUCUGUGAUAAGUAUAGUAGAUACCAUUUAUGAGGUAAUUGGUAUUAAAACAUUAUUGGUUGGUUUGGAGAUUUGGAAUAAGAAAAACCCUAUCGUGAUAGAUGAUGUAAGAAAAUCUCUAAGACUAUAUUGCCGGUGGAAAGCCUCAAACUUUCUUCAUCGAUUAAAACAUGAUACCUCACAUCUUUUCAUACACAGUCACUUGAGAGGAUUAAGUGGCAUAGCUUCUACCACUGGGAUUUGUGAUAUAAAGCGCAGUUGUGCCGUUGUCACUUUCAAAGACAGAACUUUGAACCUUCGUGCCAUUGGAGUGGCUCAUCACUUAGGUCAUAAUUUGGGCAUGGGCCAUGAUGAAGAUACAUGUAAGUGUAGUUACAGUAAAUGUAUAAUGCACAUGAACAACCCACCAGUACCCAAAUUCAGCAAUUGUAGUUAUAACUACUUUUGGUCUUAUGCUAUACAAAACACAAGCUGUUUGAUGGAAAAUAUGUACACAAAGGAUAUCUUUGACACAACGCGCUGUGGAAAUGGAAUUGUUGAAGAAAAAGAACAAUGUGACUGUGGAUCUUUAAGGAAUUGUGCAAGUGACUUGUGCUGCAUGUCAAACUGCACUCUGAGUACUGGGACUUCCUGUGCCUUUGGACUUUGCUGCAAAAAAUGUCAGAUUUUACCAUCAGGGACUCUGUGUAGAAAAAGUGAAAAUGAGUGUGAUCUUCCAGAGUGGUGCACUGGAACAUCCUAUAAAUGUCCAGAUGAUGUUUAUGUGGAAGAUGGAAUUCACUGUGGGAUCUCAGCCUAUUGCUAUGAAAAGCGAUGUAAUGACCGCAAUGAACUUUGUAGGCAGAUUUUUGGCCAGAACGCAAAGACUGCAAAUGGACAUUGCUACAGAGAAAUAAACACUAAAGGUGAUCGUUUUGGUCAUUGUGGUAUUCAGGGACAUACUUACAUAAAAUGUGAAAGCAAUGAUGCACUUUGUGGGAGAAUUCAAUGUGAUAAUGUGAUAGAAAUUCCCCAUAUGAAAGAUCACAGUACUGUUCACUUUGCUGUUGUCAAAAAUGUAUCAUGUUGGGGCACUGAUUAUCACACUGGGACAAACCUAACUGAUAUAGGUGAUGUGAAAGAUGGCACAGAGUGUGAAAAACAUCAUAUCUGUAUCCAUAAGCAUUGUGUGCAUAUGUCUGCAUUAGACAGCAACUGCACACCUACGUUCUGUAAUUACAGGGGCAUCUGCAACAAUAAACAUCACUGCCACUGCAACAUCCACUGGGAUCCUCCUAACUGUAUGAUAAGAGGACACGGAGGUAGUGUAGACAGUGGCCCACCUCCUAAAGCAAAGAAAAAGAAAGAGUUUUUCUAUUUUUUUCCAUUAUUGCUCAUUAUUUUGGUUUCCUUUUUAUGUUAUCUUUAUUGGCUACUUUGUAUUAGAAAAAAAAGUAAACAAAAGCUCCAAGGUCAGCCUACACCUUUAAAAAUAUACAAAGUUGCAAACAAAGUUCCAACCCGAAAUCCUAGUCCAGAGCCUUCCCAGAGUCUACCUCAGUCAAGAAUACCAUCAAGAUCGGCUUCACCAACAUCAUCCAUAAAAAGUUACUGGCUAUAAUUUGAUUGAUAUUGCAACACCUCUGCUAUGGAAAUCAUCUUCCUAUGGGGAAAUAGGGUGUCCAGGAAAAGAAGGAGCAGAGAGUUUUACAUCUUGAUCCAAAGGCAGCCCGGAGAAGACUGUGCCAAUACUGGAUGAAGCUUAAGCACAGAGAACCUCAAAUCUCUCCUCCACAGUAACACACCUACUCCAACAAGGCCACAUCUCCAAACAGUGUGACUUCCUGUGGGCUAAGCAUUUAUACGCAUGACUCUAUGGGGGCCAUACCUAUUCAAACCACCACAGCUGUGCUAAUGGUACCAGGCUAGCUGCCUUUCACCUAAAGCCCCCAAAGCUUCCAAGGAACAUGUAUAAGACAUACUUUUCUUUUCAUAUAUUCUUGUUUUUUUAUGGUACUAAUUGUAGAUUAGACCUUAAAGUUGUCUUUGAAACAGAGGCCUAGAAACCUAGAAAAUCCCCCUAGACAACCCAAAACAAAGAGCUAAAUAUGAAGGAAUGAAGAACACAUGGUGAUGCAUCAUAGUUGUGGUCAUGCAGUUAAUGUUCUGCCAUGGAAAAGCUACAAGCUUGUGUAAGUAGAACAAAGAGAUAUUACUGUAAAUGACAAUAUGCGAGUCCUGUAUGGUUAGAUGCAACACCAGUCUGUAAUUAACAACAGCAGGUAUUCAAGAUCAGUAUCUAACAAAACGCAGAGGUUGACAGAGUGGAGAUUUGUUUUUUUGUUUGUUUGGUUGGUUUUGUUUUGUUUUUCAAGGCAGAGUUUCUCUGUGUAACUCUGGCUGUCCUGGAACUCACUCUGUAGACCAGGCUGGCCUUGAACUCAGAAAUCUGCCUGCCUCUGCCUCCCAAGUGCUGGGAUUAAAGGCAUAUGCUACCACCGCCUAGUGACAGAGUGGAGUUUCAACCAUAACUAACUGCAAAGGCAUGGCUUCAACUGUGCACAAUCCUCUUCCUGGUUGGUGGGGUUUCUAUGAACUCAGGAAAUAAUAUCUCAGAGAAUUAGCCAAUCUUAAUAGACAUUGCCUUAGGUUUUUCUCCAUUUUAUUGAAGAUCCUACUUUUCUGUAAUAACUCUUAAUAAAAUAGCAUUCCUCUGCA
Mastomys coucha (southern multimammate mouse) is the source of this 3646-nucleotide messenger RNA. RefSeq names its product disintegrin and metalloproteinase domain-containing protein 29-like. The transcript has 4 exons. Gene Ontology annotation, molecular function: metalloendopeptidase activity. NCBI's taxonomy places the organism in Eukaryota, Metazoa, Chordata, Mammalia, Rodentia, Muridae. Gene Ontology annotation, biological process: proteolysis; male gonad development. The coding region runs from base 210 to 2549 and encodes 779 amino acids. Gene Ontology annotation, cellular component: sperm head plasma membrane; plasma membrane; external side of plasma membrane. The record is from RefSeq and is a predicted model, not a curated record.